Scophthalmus maximus (turbot) is the source of this 1734-nucleotide messenger RNA. RefSeq names its product erythroferrone. Lineage: Eukaryota; Metazoa; Chordata; Actinopteri; Pleuronectiformes; Scophthalmidae. Gene Ontology annotation, molecular function: hormone activity. The transcript has 9 exons. The record is from RefSeq and is a predicted model, not a curated record. The coding region runs from base 279 to 1229 and encodes 316 amino acids.
AGAGAAGACAGGAUGAGUGGGAGGAGUCAGGGGUGAGAGGAGGAGGAGUCAGGGAGGCCGAUAAAAACAGACUCAGCAGAGAGAGAUGUUCAAAGUCUGCUGGAGGAACAACAUCACUGAGAGCAGGAACGAGUCUGCACAGAGACGAGAGACGAAGUUCAACUGACGAGGGCCGAGCAGACCUGCAGAGGUGCAUCAUGGGAACGUCUUAGGUCCAGAAAGACACAGACCUGAACACCUUCGUCUGCUGGUUCCGCCUCCACCACCCGCCCAACAGGAUGUCCAGGUUCUCCCAGGGAACGAGCUGCGCAGGUGGGGCAGGAGGGCUGAUGAUGAUGAUGAUGACGAUGAUGAUGAUGAUAAUGAUGACGACAAUGAUGAUGAUGACGACGACGGUGGCGGCGAGUGUGGAUGACGUAGAGAGUGAAGAGAGUCAAGAGAUCCUGGACGAGGACGAGGAGCCGGCGGCGGCGAACCCGUCCCGAGUGUCUCCUCUCAGCUCCUGGCUGAUCUUCCGAAGCAACUCCAACAAGGGGGAGAACCGGAGAACCAAAGGUUCCAGGAGAACGUCCAAGGUCAUAGACAGAAACACACAUGGUCUUCCAGGACCUCCAGGACCUCCAGGACCCCAGGGGCCCCCAGGGCCCCAGGGCCCCCCGGGGCCCCCCAUCUUACCCCAACAACAGGAGCUCAUCCAGCAGCUACAGCAAAAACUGAGAGACGUGGCAGCAGGAGUGUGUGUUCUGUGUGAUCGUCCUCCUCGUGUCUCCGCCUCCUUCCUCAGUCGCCUCCUGCAGCAGGUCAACGUCCCUCGACGCAGCCUGGUGGAGCUGCAGCCGUUCAGCCAGCCCUCAGAUUCAGAGCGCAGCUUCCAGAGAGGUCAGAGAGGUCAGAGCCUCGACAGCAGCACCGGACGAUACACAGCCGCUGUCUCCGGCUUCUACCAGCUGACGGCCAGCCUGCUGAUCGAGUCAGGUGACAGAGUUCAGCUCCGCCUAAGAGACAGUGUGAGAGCAGCGAUCUGCAUCGAGUCGCUCUGUCAGAGUAACAUCUCUGUGGAGUCGGUGAUGGGCGUGGCGGCUGCUGGAGGAACGUUUAGCAUGUUGCUGACAGGAACUCUGUACCUACAGGCUGGAGAGUACGUCUCUGUGUUCGUGGACAACGCCACCGGCUCGGCCGUCAGCGUCCUGCCGGACUCGCUGUUCUCUGGGAUCCUGUUGGGAGUCUGACCAGAUGAAAACCCCUGGACCUGGACUGAUCGUCAGGGGCACGAGGACCCAGUGAGUCAGAAGAGAUCCUGAACCUUGUUCCUCUCGCUCCCUUCACUCCUGUCGUCCUCUUCAUCGUCUCUCCAGUGGAGCAGGUUCGGUCAGUUCAGGUCCAGCUCUCUAACAGAGUGAAAAAGGUCUCAGGAGGUUUGUCCUCUCACUUCCCUUUACAUCAACAACACCAACCUCUUACACCUUAAAGGGGCAGUAGGAGAUUUUGGGGUCUGUGAGGUCUUCUGAUAUUUUGUGAAAUCUUUAUGUUGAAGUGGUUUUGUGCGAAAGCGACUGCGACUCAGUUGUGAAGAAAGCGUCUGAAAAGUGAAGCUGAUGAGAUUGAAACAUUUCUAUGUGUGAAUAUUAAGAACCUGCUCUCCUCUGACUUUGAUAUUAAUAUUUAUUCUCUGGAUGUGAUAAACAUAUUGUGUGAAUAAUCUUGAUAAUAAUAAACCUUUCUGCUCUCUGUCAA